AGUCAAGAUCUAAGUAAGCAUUUCAAAAAGCGAUUAGAACGGAAAGAUUUAUAGACUUUAAGUUCCCCUUUUCAGUUUUCACUCACCGCCACAACAGUUUUCGCUCAAACUGUUCAAACAUUUUAGAGACUUCGUUUCAAGUCUAGUAAUAGGCUCAGUUUCUAGCAAAAAAAGAAGUUAACAUUAGCGCUAGGAGGUGAUAAAGAAGAUCGGUUUUACGUUUCAUUCGCUUUUUUGAAGGACUAAAAGGAUGUUCUGGAGUCUGGAUUUGUCUUUGUAAUCUCAGUUCGUCGAGUAUCUGUGGUCGUUGUUUUCUUGACUUCGGUUUCAUCAAUGACGUGGUGGAAUUUGAGAUCCGUCCCUUUCCUUGAGAAUUUCAGACGGGUUCCCCUGGCUGAGAGAGAAAUGAGGGAAGUCCAGCUGGGAUCACAUACUGUUAGGUCUCAUGGAGUUUCUGUGGCGAGGACACACAUGCAUGACUGGCUGAUUCUCUUCCUUCUUGCUGUGGCAAUAGUUAUUCUGAAUGUUAUUAACCCCUUUUACCGUUUUGUUGGGAAAGAUAUGAUGGCUGAUCUGAAGUACCCUUUCAAGAACAACACUGUUCCUUUCUGGGCAGUACCUGUGUAUUCUGUUUUGAUGCCGAUAUUAAUCUUCCUGGGAUUCUAUUUUCGUCGAAGGGAUGUCUUUGAUCUUCACCACGCAAUACUAGGGCUUUUAUUUUCUGUUCUAGUGACAGGAGUUAUCACAGAUGCUAUCAAAGAUGCAGUUGGUAGACCUAGACCAGACUUCUUUUGGCGUUGUUUUCCAGAUGGGAAAGAUGCUUAUGAUAAAUGGGGACAUGUCAUCUGCAGUGGACUUAAAAAUGUCUUAAAGGAUGGACAUAAGAGUUUUCCAAGUGGGCACACCUCUUGGUCCUUUGCGGGUCUUGGCUUUCUGUCACUGUAUUUAGCUGGAAAGGUAAAAGUGUUCGACAGCCGGGGGCAUGUUGCAAAACUGUGUGUUAUAUGGGUUCCUCUGAUAGCUGCAUCCUUAGUUGGGAUUUCUAGAGUGGAUGACUAUAGGCACCACUGGCAGGAUGUGUUUGCUGGAGGUUUACUUGGGCUAACAGUUGCCACAUUGUGCUACUUACAGUUCUUUCCACCUCCACAUCAUGUCCAAGGUGCGGCGUUGUUUUUAUUCGUGCACUGCUGUAGUUUACAUAAUUGUUGCAGCAAGUCUUUAUUUGUUUACUUAUUGAUAUUUUCAAAAAUAACAAAAACAGGACCAUAAUGUAACUAUGGAUAAUAUUUGUAUUGUAGAAAUUGCGCUUUUAGUCUCCUGAUUGUUUGACAAUAUGUGAUGUGAGAUGUUCUUUUAGUCUUGGUGAAUUUACUCCGUCAAUUGUAAUGAUUUCACAAGAAUCAGUCAACCUCAUUAAAAUCACCCUUAAAAAUUAGUGGCUUAAUGGCAAGAAUGCCCGUCAAAUGUCUAAUAGGGGUUUUAAUGAUAUAGAUAAUUGUAUCUUUAACUAUAAGAAACACAGGGACUAAAUUUACAAAGUCCAACUGUCCAAGACAAACUUUGUCUCAGAUUUUACAUGACCUCAACAACUCAACAACGGAAGGAAACUGCGAUAACUUUAAGCUAGCAUUUGCUGAAGAUCAAACAGCAUAUCACCUUAAGCCGUAUCCCGGAAACCUCAUUAUUAAAGCUUGAAAUUAUGGUCAAUAGAUUAUUUGAGAGAAUCAUGGGAUUUACCAUUACUAGUAGUCCUUGUCACCCUGUGCCCCGUCUUAGUUGUGAUUUGGCUUCAAAUUGUAUUUCUGUAUGUUCACUGUUGUUCUUGUAGGUUGGGCAACAUAUGCAUAUUUUCGGGCACUGGAGGAGACCAACAAUGGUGGAGGAGGGACCACUGAAGUUCAAGCUGAAAACCAAGAAGGAGAAAGAGGUCAUCCUGAUACAUUCAUGGGGAUCGCUUUAGCUGAAUGAUUGGCCCUUCAAAUUUUGAGUUAGGGAGUCUGGCGGAAGUAGGUGUUCUUGACUACUUGUUCAGUUGAAACCAGAAGAGUGACAUAUGUGGAUGUGUAAUAUGGGUCUUUGUAUAUAAUAUGUGGAGUAUAUAGUAGCAGAGUAUAUAUCUGUUCUUACCAAGUACAGUAGGUAUUAGGUAAUGAGUAAUGACUGGUGGGGGUGAAGCAAACUAUUUUUAGUUCGAAACACAAUCCCAAUUUUGCUUCAUUAUUUUCCUCUUUUUCCCCUCAUGCAGAACAUAUUUUAACACUAUUAGUGAUACA
Cuscuta europaea is the source of this 2273-nucleotide messenger RNA. The record is from the annotation of a GenBank genome assembly. NCBI's taxonomy places the organism in Eukaryota, Viridiplantae, Streptophyta, Magnoliopsida, Solanales, Convolvulaceae.